UGUUUGUUUGUACGUACGUUAGAAAACAAAUAUGGCAAUUCCUUCUGAGCGUAGCCUUGAUUGCAAACCCCAUCACAGCUUUUCCAUGCUUCUGAAAUCUUUUCGACACCAUCACUGUACUGAUCAGACUCCUCAGAACCUCACGCUCGAAGAAUUCCUUUCUCGCCUCGAAGAAGAACGCCUCAAGAUCGAUGCCUUUAAGCGCGAGCUUCCUCUCUGCAUGCAACUUCUCACCAACGCUAUGGCGGAAUCAAGGCAGAAACUUGAGGCUUUGAGUGGAAAUGAAGGCAAGAAAAGUGCAGUUCUGGAAGAAUUCAUACCCUUAAAGCAUUCAUCAUCAACUAGGGAAAGCCCUGAUAAAGCAGCAAGCAACUGUGAUAAUAAAGCUAAUUGGAUGAUAUCUGCUCAGCUAUGGAGCCAAGCUAGUGAAGAAACCAAGCCACAAUAUUCCACAAUUGCAUCGCCUAAUAACUGCAAUAAAGAAACUGAUCAUCGGAUGGCCGGGUUCGAUGUUGUUAGCCCUAAUAAACUACACAGAAAUAUUAAUGGAGGAGCCUUUCUUCCAUUCUCAAAUAAUAAGGAACGAAUUAGCUCGAAUCAGUGCUCCUCAUCGCCGCCAUUGCAGACUCUUCCGGAGCUGGCACUUGCUUCUGCUGAUGAUCAGAAACAAAUGGAAGAUGAGAAAUUAUACUCAGAGACGAUUGAGGAUUCUUCUGGUAAAGGAGGAAGCAAUAAUUGUAGUGAUCAAGGAAAAGGGAUUACAGUUUCGUGUGAGGCGAAAACAAACAGUAAAACUGUUUUGACGACGUCCACCACGCAAAGUCAUCGGAAAGCAAGAAGGUGUUGGUCGCCGGACUUGCACCGGAGAUUUGUGAAUGCUCUUCAGAUGCUUGGUGGAUCUCAAGUGGCCACCCCAAAACAGAUUAGGGAGCUGAUGAAGGUUGACGGAUUGACCAAUGAUGAGGUUAAAAGUCAUCUCCAGAAAUAUCGCCUCCACACAAGACGACCCGGUCCAAACCCGCAAGCAGGUGGGGCGGCAGCACCUCAGCUUGUAGUCCUAGGAGGAAUAUGGGUCCCACCCGCAACAGGAACCACUAACGCACUCUUUGGCUCGCACCCGGCCUAUCAUGCUCCCUCACCGCACCACUUCCCUCCCGCCAAUCCGUCCCAAGACUCGUUGUUCACCAGGACGACAACACAAUCACAUAACCACGCUCUUCCCCACCAAGACCACCUCAAUGGGUACAAAGCGACUUCGCAGAGCCAGAGAUCUCCAGAAUCAGAGAGCAUAGAAGAUGGGAAGUCAGAAAGUAGCAGCUGGAGGCAAGCAGAGAGUAAUGAGAACAAAAGGGAAGACAAUAAAAGUUGUGGUGCCAUCAGCCUCAAAUUGUAGUAGCAGUGGAAUGUAUUCGAGGUUAGAAUUAGGAUAAUUUAUCGGGAGAAUUGCAACAAAAUCCAAAAUUAAAAAAUAAUUACUAAAAAGUCCACACAACAAUUUAGCAGCUUGUAAUAACAAGAUCCAGAGUAGGAUAUGACAACUUCAAACUUGUCAUUGGGAAUUUUUAGUGGUUAUAUUUCUUUUUUAGGACCUCAUUGAAAUUCUCCCUAAUUUAUUGGAUCCUCUAAAAGAUAAAAAUAUAUAAUUAAGGAGAGAAAUUCCCGUACAAGUUAGGCGUGUGCUUUCAAAGAGGAUGACACUGCAUGAAAGUGAG
This is a messenger RNA of Neltuma alba, 1712 nucleotides long. RefSeq names its product myb family transcription factor EFM-like. Gene Ontology annotation, molecular function: DNA-binding transcription factor activity; DNA binding. NCBI's taxonomy places the organism in Eukaryota, Viridiplantae, Streptophyta, Magnoliopsida, Fabales, Fabaceae. Gene Ontology annotation, biological process: regulation of DNA-templated transcription. The transcript is spliced from 4 exons. The record is from RefSeq and is a predicted model, not a curated record. Bases 32 to 1393 code for a protein of 453 amino acids.